Oryctolagus cuniculus (rabbit) is the source of this 5877-nucleotide messenger RNA. RefSeq names its product thyroid stimulating hormone receptor (gene TSHR). The record is from RefSeq and is a predicted model, not a curated record. Gene Ontology annotation, molecular function: thyroid-stimulating hormone receptor activity; G protein-coupled peptide receptor activity. Lineage: Eukaryota; Metazoa; Chordata; Mammalia; Lagomorpha; Leporidae. Gene Ontology annotation, cellular component: plasma membrane. Gene Ontology annotation, biological process: adenylate cyclase-activating G protein-coupled receptor signaling pathway; activation of adenylate cyclase activity; hormone-mediated signaling pathway.
GGACAGACAAGCACUCGAGGUACCAGGCGCUGCUUCUGCAGUCCCGGUCCUGCACAGCAGAUGGCGCCAGAGCCCAGCUGACUCGCUCGCGAAGCCCGCCGGCUGCGGUGUGGGACAGGCCAGCCGUUCUCUGGCCCAGAGCAGUCCAGGUGGCCGCUGAAGUUGGGGAGUAGGGAGGACCCGCCAGCGGUGCCGCGCGUCGGCUUUGGCCGCCCCGCAGGUUGGCCAGGGCUGCGCGGCCGCCUCGGACCGGACGGCAGGAGCUGAAGUUCUACGGGACGUUGGUGCGCCCCCGGGACAGUUCCACUGCGCGUGCAGCCUCCUCUUCGGCGGUGAGGUCACAGCCCCUGCGAACCCGCCCUCCCUCUUCCCAGCUGUCCCACUCCCGGGGCGCGGAGGACUGAGGAUGAGAGGAUAGCGCACGAGUGGAGAGGGAGCCCCGGGGGCCCUCGGAAAAUGAGGCCGCAGCCCCUGCUGCAGCUCGCGCUGCUGCUCGCCCUGCCCUGCCGCCCGCGGGGGCGGGAAUGCCCGUCUCCGACGUGCGAGUGCCACCAGGAGGACGACUUCAGAGUCACCUGCAAAGACAUCCACCGCAUCCCCAGGCUGCCGUCCAGCACGCUGACGCUGAAACUUAUAGAGACUCAUCUGAAAACCAUUCCCAGUCGUGCAUUUUCAAAUCUGCCCAAUAUUUCCAGGAUCUACUUAUCUAUAGACACAACUCUGCAGCGGCUGGAAUCGCAGUCCUUCUACAACUUGAGUAAAAUGACUCACAUAGAAAUUCGGAAUACCAGAAGCUUAACUUACAUAGACCCUGAUGCCCUAAAAGAACUCCCCCUCCUAAAGUUCCUUGGCAUUUUCAAUACUGGACUUAGAAUAUUUCCUGACCUGACCAAGGUUUAUUCUACUGAUGUAUUCUUUAUACUUGAAAUCACAGACAACCCUUACAUGACUUCAAUCCCUGAAAAUGCCUUUCAGGGACUGUGCAAUGAAACCUUGACGCUGAAACUGUACAACAACGGCUUUACAUCAAUCCAAGGACAUGCCUUCAAUGGGACAAAGCUGGAUGCUGUUUACCUAAACAAGAAUAAAUAUCUUACAGUUAUUGACAAAGAUGCAUUUGGAGGUGUGGACAGUGGACCAACCUUGCUGGACGUGUCUUACACCAGUGUUACUGCACUGCCGUCCACAGGCCUGGAGCACCUCAAGGAACUGAUAGCAAGAAACACUUGGACUCUGAAGAAACUUCCACUUUCCUUGAGUUUCCUACACCUCACACGGGCUGACCUUUCCUAUCCGAGCCAUUGUUGUGCUUUUAAAAAUCAGAAGAAAAUCAGAGGAAUCCUUGAGUCACUGAUGUGUAAUGACAGCAGUAUCCGGAGCCUGCGUCAGAGAAAAUCUGUGGAUACCUUGAAUGGCCCCAUCUACCAGGAAUAUGAAGAGGAUCCCCGAGAGAGCAGUGUUGGGUACAAGGAAAACUCCAAGUUCCGGGACACUCACAGCAACUCACAUUAUUACGUCUUCUUUGAAGAUCAAGAAGAUGAAAACACUGGUUUUGGCCAGGAGCUUAAAAAUCCCCAAGAAGAGACCCUACAGGCCUUUGACAGCCAUUAUGACUAUACUGUGUGUGGAGACAAUGAAGACAUGGUGUGUACCCCCAAGUCAGAUGAGUUCAACCCCUGUGAAGACAUCAUGGGCUACAAGUUCCUGAGAAUUGUGGUGUGGUUUGUUAGUCUCCUGGCUCUCCUGGGCAAUGUCUUUGUCCUGUUCAUCCUCCUCACCAGUCACUACAAACUGACUGUACCACGCUUUCUCAUGUGCAAUUUGGCCUUUGCAGAUUUCUGCAUGGGGAUAUACUUGCUUCUCAUCGCCUCCGUAGACCUCUACACUCACUCUGAGUACUACAACCAUGCCAUUGACUGGCAGACAGGCCCCGGGUGCAACACAGCUGGUUUCUUCACUGUCUUUGCGAGUGAGCUGUCGGUGUACACACUAACAGUCAUCACGCUGGAACGUUGGUACGCCAUCACCUUUGCUAUGCGUCUGGACCGGAAGAUCCGCCUCAGGCAUGCAUAUGCCAUCAUGGUUGGGGGCUGGAUUUGUUGCUUCCUUCUGGCCCUCCUUCCUUUGGUGGGAAUAAGUAGCUAUGCCAAGGUCAGCAUCUGCCUGCCCAUGGACACUGAGACCCCUCUGGCUCUGGCAUAUAUUGUCUUUGUUCUGUUGCUCAACAUCAUUGCCUUUGUCAUCGUCUGUUCCUGUUAUGUGAAGAUCUACAUCACAGUAAGAAAUCCGCAGUACAACUCUGGGGACAAAGAUACCAAAAUUGCUAAGAGGAUGGCUGUGUUGAUCUUCACAGACUUUAUGUGCAUGGCCCCAAUCUCUUUCUAUGCUCUGUCAGCACUUAUGAACAAACCUCUUAUCACCGUUACCAACUCCAAAAUCUUGCUGGUUCUCUUCUACCCGCUUAACUCCUGUGCCAACCCAUUCCUCUAUGCUAUUUUCACCAAGGCCUUCCAGAGGGAUGUGUUUAUCUUGCUCAGCAAGUUUGGCAUCUGCAAACGUCAGGCUCAAGCAUACCAAGGCCAGAGAGUUUCUCCAAAGAACAGCACUGGUAUCCAGGUCCAAAAGGUUACCCAAGACAUGAGACAAGGUCUCCCCAACAUGCAAGAUGUCUAUGAACUACUUGAAAAUUCCCACCUCACUCCAAAUAAGCAGUGCCAAGUGUCAGAAGAGUAUAAGCAAACUGUUUUGUAAAACUGAUCCUUUGGUACACUCACAAUGGUAGGGAAACUUAGAAAACUCUAGUUUCUUGAACAUGCAUUCCAAUCCCAUGCCACAGUCAACACACAGCUGGCCUAACCCUUGCUCAGGAAAUUUUUCAAGGGGCAGGAUCUCAUCUCUGGAGAGUACUUUGUAUUACACUAAUCAUUGCCUCCAAGAAAGGAGACAGGCAACUAGUGGUAUAUCUGAAUUCCAGGUAACAUAAAAGCAAUCUAUACUCCCUGGAAGACUUUUCUUGAUGCUAAGUUCAGAGGUGACAUUGUGUAAGAUGUUCAACAAGUAUCAACUGAACAAUGUCAACAUUGACCUUCUUACUGUUAUAUAGCAUUUGUUCUAAAGAUUCAGCAAAUGAAAAAUGCUAUUAAUUUAAUUGAUGACCACAAGAUAAAAUCAGCCCCAGGUUGGCUCAAUUUCAUGUCCCCUACUACAAGAAAGUUUGAGUAUCUUAAAACUUAAAAGUGAAACACAACUAGAUGCCAUGCAUGGAACAGUUAUUAUUAGAUACGAUGGAAGGGAAAUGUCUAGCUUUGAGUUGUGGGUAGUUUUUUUUUUUACUCUGAAACUAUUAUUCAUCUCUUCCCAAGGAUCUAUCUGAUGUGACAUCGUUUUUAUGUGUUACCUGGAAAAACUGGUAAAUUUUCAAGUUAGGUGACCUAGCACACUAAGAAUUACUCUUACUGGCUAGCCUCACAGCAUAAAAGAUAUGAACUCUAGAAAGUAUUCCUAAGCAGCAACAACUGGGAAUGAUGGACAGAGCAUCCUCAGUCACUGUUGAUGAAUACAGCAGGCUGGACACCAGUUACCUGAGAGUCACUGUGUCGCAGAAGUUUGUUGAAGUAAACAGGCUCAAUGACCUCCUCCAGUUUUAAAAAUCUAUGUAUAUCCUUUUCCCUCAGAACAUGUUCCCCGGACAAAAAGAAAGAAGAGUACUAAGUAGAAUCCGUUUUUCCUAGCUUGUAGAACUGCUGACUCCUUCUCUUUGGCGCCUAGACAUACGACCCAGGAUAUGUUUUGUUUCAUUUUUGGUCACAAUGUUUGAGCCAAAAAUUUUAUUUAGUGACUAUGUUAGUUUGUUUGUAAAUGAUCUAAUUAGUAAUAUACACAGCUACAGUCAUCAGAACAAAACAGGUUGAUAUUUAUAUAACAAAAGUUGAUGUUGAAAAUUUUGGUUAUUUGGAGUUGCUGUGUCACAAUGUAGACUCUCUUCAAAACUCCUGUCGUCAGGGAUUCAUUUCUUUACCUAGCCAUUUCUAACCAUGCUAAAACUGUCAAGAGAGAUUUCUUCUUUUCUGUAACUGCCAACUCUUCCCAACAAAGUUCAUCACUGGACGUAAAACCUCUACUCCCCAACAGGACUUCCUGAUGUGAACUAGGAACUUCAUCCCCAGAGGGGUUCUCCAAGUUAAAAGUCACAAUAGCCUCUUUAUUUACUGUUGGUGGAAUCUCCAAGCAAAGGUGGCAUUUGCUUCUCAGAGCUCAUGAACCACACCAUGAAAUCAAAAUCCUUCUGUCGUUUUAAGUCUGGGAUGGGGGAUGGGUGUUUUAGGAGUAGGGUGAAUGGGCCACCAGAUGUGGUCCCCACAUGAUUCCCCUGGAAUUUCUCUGCAGUAUAUCCAUUCCCGAUUAGUGUUGAGACUUGCUUGUCCUAACAGACAAACUAUAAACACCUAAAAUCAUGACUUCCAGUAUUUCUCUGCAAUUACUGAAGUUAAACAGAUGUGUUAGCUUGUGGCAUGCAUUUCUCCCCUGUAACAUUCUGAAAUAUCGCAUCUUGAUAAAUGAUGUGUUUUCAGUAGCUGAACUAAUUCUAGGAAACAAAGUCCUAGAAAAAAUCACUUAAAUAGAAUUGUUACUAAAAUUUAUGUUCACAGUGCAAAAUAAAGUUCUUGUAAAAUGAUUUUGUUCAGUCCUAGUGAGUUGGGUGUUUUAUUUAGGUGCAACUUCUUAGUUUCUUUGAGGAUUAAUUACACUUGUUAAAACUAAAGAGGGGAAAAAGCAAUUGAUAUAUUUGCUAGUGAAUCCAAAUUAAUCAAUUGUUGACUAUCAAUGACUAACUUAUGGUUGAAAAAACUUACUGUUCACGAGUGGGAUUAAGAUUCAUUGAUAGGUCAUGAUGCUAAGAGGUUAAAAAAAAAGUAAAACAAGGUAUCAAGCAAGCGAUUAGUAUUGACAUUAAGUAUUCAAAUAGUGCUCCAGUGAGGCUAAUAAAUCUGUAGGUCCUCUUCAGAGUUCAUUUUACCUGGCAUCUUUCAAUUAACAGAAGAAAUUCAAAUCAGUGAAAAUGAAAUCCCAUAGGCUAAUCAAAAUAGAUGUCAUGAAAUCCAUACCCUAAAGCUCAUACAUGAUGCUCAAAGAAUGUCUCACAAACACCCUCAAAGUCCAUCAAUUCUUGGGGCUGGUGUUGGGUAUAGUGGGCAAAGCUACCACCUGCGACAGCAGAGUCCCAUAUGGUACCAUUUCAUGUCCUGGAUGCUCUACUCCUAUUCCAGCUCUCUGCUAAUGGCCUGCUAAAACAGUGUUUGGGCCCCUGCCACCCACAUGGGCAAACUAGAUGAAGCUCCUGACUUCUGCCUGACCCAGCCCUGGCUGUUGCGGCCAUUUGGGGAGUAAACCAGAAGAUGGAAGAUUGAUCUAUCUGUGUCUCCCUCUAUCCUGUAACUCUUUCAAACAAAUAAUAAAUUCUUUAAAAAAGAAAAAGUCCAUUGACUCUUACUUUACUGCACAACAGAAGUAGCCAGUUAGAAAAGAAGAGUAUAGGAGUUUGGUGCUGUGGCAUAAUGGGCAAAGCACAGGCAUCCCAUAUGGACACAGGUUCGACUCCUGGCUACUCCACUUCUGAUCCAGCUCUCUGCUAAUGGUCUGGGAAAGCAGCAGAAGAUGGCCCAAGUGCUUGGGUCCCUGCACCUGUGUGGGAGGUACAAAAGAAGCUCCUGGCUCCUGGCUUCAGAUCAGCUCAACUCUUGCUGUUGCAGCCAUCUGGGGAGUGAACUAGCAGAUCAAAGAUUUCUUUCUCUGUCUCUGCCCCUGUCUAUCUGUAACUCUGCCUUUCAAAAAAUAAAUAACUCUUUAAAUAAAAGAAGAGGAGGAGGAAGUGGAGGA